Molecule: messenger RNA, 2877 nt
Organism: Zootoca vivipara (common lizard)
Lineage: Eukaryota; Metazoa; Chordata; Lepidosauria; Squamata; Lacertidae
Gene: ANGPTL5
Product: angiopoietin like 5
Source: RefSeq, a predicted model, not a curated record
UUCAUCAGUUAGUGGACAGGCUUUUCCAAGGCAGUUUGAAAUUCUUCGAAACCUUUUCAUUUCUUCAACUCAGAGAUGAUCCAUCUCAGUGCAUCCUCACUGAUCUUCCUAAAUAUCAUAUUUUUCAUUGGGGCUGAUACUGUGUUUGGUAAUGUCAAGCCAUGUUCUGCAAUGGGUACUUUCACCACAACCACUGUGGAAGAGACAGCCAGUCCAGGAACAAAAAAUAAAUCUUCAGAAAAUCCACAGGAGAAGAAAAAAUGCCACGUGCCCUGUGAUUUUCAAGCUAAAGUGUUAAGAGAAGAAAAACAUUACAUGUGUAGGAACUUGCAGAAUUCUCUAGUUGAAUAUGCAAGAAGUACCAAGAAGAUGAUACGGAACAUGAUGGAUGAUCACCAGUCUUCUCUUGAUUAUCUUUCCAAUCAGGUCAAUGAACUGAUGAGUCGGGUUAUGCUUUUAAACACAGAACUAUCUAGAAAACCAAUUGAUGUAUUUCCUCAUCGAGCUGUUCAGUCUCAUGGUUUGGAUUGCAGCGAUAUUAAAGAUACCAUUGGCUCUGUUACAAAAACUCCAAGUGGUCUCUACAUAAUCCAUCCAGAAGGAUCAAGUUAUCCCUUUGAGGUAUUGUGUGAGAUGGAUUUUCGAGGAGGAGGCUGGACAGUGAUCCAGAAGAGAACUGAGGGGCUCGUUGAAUUUCAAAGGACAUGGUCUGACUAUUUGAAUGGAUUUGGUGACCUUGAAGGGGAAUUUUGGCUCGGCCUCCGAAAUAUUUUCCACAUAGCAAACCAGAAAACAGCCAGCUUCAUGCUUUAUGUGGGCUUGGAGGCUGAAGAUGACACGUAUGCAUACGCAUCGUAUGACAGUUUUUGGUUAGAGGAUGAAGCGUGCUCUUUUAAAAUACAUUUAGGACGUUACUCUGGAAAUGCCGGUGAUGCAUUUCGGGGAUACAGAAAACAAGACAACCAGAACUCAUUACCUUUUAGUACAUUUGAUAUGGACAAUGAUGGCUGCAAUCCAGCUUGCUCUCUCCAGGAGCAGCCUGUGAAGAGCUGCAGUAACUUCAGUGAGAAAACAGGCUGGUGGUUCAGCCAGUGCGGUCUUGCAAAUCUCAAUGGUGUUCACCGGGUCACAAGGAGGAUGCUCGCAACAGGGAUUCGGUGGGAAACCUGGACAGUGAAUGACAAACCAGUCAAAAUUAGAUCGGUUUCAAUGAAAAUCAGAAGAACAUAUUUCAAAUAAUGGAACAAUGCAUGACUUUCUGAAAUUAGGCUGUCUGGUAGCUCACUUCAGACUGUAGCAUGCAAAGUUUUAGUUUAGCAACCCAUUUCUAGACAUGUUAGAGCCAUUUUGCACACCUUACUUUGCAACAGCACUUUCCAGCACAACAUAAUUAUAAUCCCACUACGUUGUAGCUUCAUUUCUAAUAUUUUCACUAAAUACCUGGAUGCCAUUAUUGGCUUGUUGCAUUAACACUUUCAUCUCACAAAUCACGAUGCCUUAAGCAUUGAUCCAUUCCAGCUUGGUCGGCGUUGCCAAUUGAGCCUUCUUUAUCUUUAAAAUGAGUCAACAUAACUUAACAUCUGGGAUGUCAUCCUAAGGGAAAAGGUUUAGAAGAAAGGGGGAGGCAGCAGGAGAGCAUCUGCUUUGCAUGCAGGAGGUCCCCUGUUCAAUCCUUGCCAUCUCAGGUGGGGCUGGAAAAGCCUCUGUGCCUGAAGCCCUGGAGAGCUUCUGCCAGGAAGUUUAAACAAAACUGAACGGCAUGGAUCAGUGCCCUGACUGGGUUAUAAUGCAGCUUCCUGUGUUCUUUGUAUAUCCAAACCUAACUGCUUGCAUUUGGGGAUCUGAUUUGGAAGGGGAAAACUCCAGGAAUCUUACCCAUUGAAGAGUGAUAUGUGCCUGUUUUCCCCAGGCAGUGAGGCAACAGGGAGAAUGAGGUGUGAGUUGGGAAGAAGCCACUUUUCUUCUGAGAUGGCAUAUCAGGUACAUACAUAUUUAUUCACAGAAAAGAAAUCUGUUUGCUGGUACCACACUUGUUUUACCAUUGUGCUAGAUAGACUCAGAUAAUAGGAAAUGUGCUUUAAUUGGCCCCUUUGGGGCUAAUUUCAGCCCCGGGAAAGGAAACCAAUAAGGCAAUUUCUCUCUUCUGGAAAGAAAAUAAAAAGGAAUCACUUAAGGGUGGUUGAGGGUAUUUUUUAUUGUGCAUCAUAAAAUUUCCUUCCCAAAGAUUUCUGAAGCACUUACUUUUCAAAGAUAUACGGCUAAAAUGGGCACACUUUUUCUGAAUAUUGACAACACAUGAAUAUUAUUUCUUUGUUUAAAAUGCUCAGGUACCUGCUUACGUAUAUCCAUAAAAUUAUGUCUCUUAUCUUCCAAAAGGUACCACCUAUUUUGUUUAGGAUUUUCACCCCCAAGAUAUAUGAAUAAAACAGAUGGGUUUUUUAAAUUUAAAAAUAUCAUUGAAGUUAGGAGCACUGAUAGGGUUCAUACACAGUGCUAACCCACCACGCUUUGUUUAGGAUUUUCACCCCCAAGAUAUAUGAAUAAAACAGAUGGUUUUUUUUAUUAAAAAAUAUCAUUGAAGUUAGGAGCACUGAUAGGAUUCAUACACAGUGCUAAGCUGCCACACUGUUAUUUUAUAUAAUUAUGCAAAAUGAUAGGACUUGCUUUUCACAUCAUUAUUUUCUGAAGUAUAAAACAACUUGCUGUGGUUUGAUUGAAUGUUUUCCAGCAGGAAGGAAUAUUAACAUUGUUCCCAAUGUUUUUCUUUAAAAAAAUUUAAUGGUUUUUUGUGUUUGAAACUUCUGUUUUGUGGAAAUCUUAAUAAUAAUAAUAAUAAAGUAAUAUAGCAUAUGUUCCCGUUGCUUCUCUUCCCCCACU